UAGGUAAAAUUUUGAUCGAGCAGAUAAUCGUGUUUCGAAGAAUUUGUUUCACUUAAGCUGUGGUUGUAAACUGAAAUAGUUCCAAAAUGAAACUCAGUGAUUUGGCUUUCUUUAAAAGUAGGACUUUUUUGCUAAACGAGUGGGAGACAUUAGUGUGAAAAUUAUCAUUUAAAUAUCAAAAGUUGAACUUCAUUUUCGGGCAUUCGGUUCCUCUAAUGGACUUGCUUUCUGGCUAAGGCAAUUAUAGGACCUUUAGAGAGAGCAAAUUGAGCAGAACCUUCAAGUACAAUAUCAGCCAACUUGAAAGCUGUUUGUCUGGCUGCCAUCUGCUCAAAAACUCCAAUGAAACUCUGGUUUAAAUUGGCAGCAGUUACUUGUCUCUUUCUGCUGCUAGCAGUUUUUCUUCAGCCCGUCAAUUGUGAUCUUAACACCGACGCAAGGGCUCUACUCGAUUUUGCGGCUGCAGUUCCACAUGUUCGGAAACUCAACUGGGAAUCUACCAACUCAAUCUGCACUUCUUGGAUUGGCAUAACUUGCACAAAGGAUAGAACUAGAGUCAAUGGGAUCCAUCUCCCUGCUUUUGGGCUCUACGGCCCUAUCCCGGCUGAUACAAUAGGGAAACUAGAUGCUCUUAGAGUCCUGAGUCUACGAUCCAACCGUCUGAACGGAGAACUUCCAUCUGACAUACUUUCUAUUCCGUCCCUUCAGUCCGUCUUCCUUCAAAACAAUAACUUCUCAGGUGCUACUCCUGUUUCACUCUCACCUCGACUCAGUAUAAUUGAUUUGUCCUUCAACUCUUUCACUGGAGAGAUCCCGUCCUCAGUCGAAAGUUUGAAGCGACUAACUGUGUUGAACCUCCAGUUCAAUUCACUUUCGGGAGGUGUCCCAAAUCUUGAUCUCCCAAGGCUAGAGCUUCUGAAUUUGAGCCACAACUUGUUGAAUGGCUCGAUUCCAUUCUCCCUGCAGAAGUUUCCCGUUUCUUCGUUCAUCGGAAACACUCAUUUAUGUGGCCCGCCUUUGCCUUAUUGCUCUGCAUUAUCUCCUUCUCCUACACCAGAAAGCAGUUCUUCUACUGUGAUCUCUCAUUCAAAUUCAAGAAAACUCAGUUUAGGAGCUAUCAUUGCUAUAGCCAUUGGUAGUGCUUCUCUUCUGCUUCUCCUAUUCUUAGCCGUUCUGUUCCGAUGUACGAAGAAGAAAGGUGGUGGUGGAACUACAUUGAUCAUAGCUAAGGCCUCCACCGGUGGAAAGAAUGAGAAUUUGAAGUCUGAGGAUUUUGGAAGUGGAGUACAAGGAGCUGAGAAGAACAAGCUGGUUUUCUUUGAAGGAUGUUCAUUCAGCUUUGAUCUAGAGGACUUGUUAAGGGCAUCGGCUGAGGUUCUUGGCAAGGGGAGCUAUGGUACGGCAUACAAGGCCAUCUUGGAUGAAGCAACAACAGUCGUAGUGAAACGACUGAAGGAAGUUGGGACUGGAAAGAAGGAAUUUGAACAGCAAAUGGAGAUCGUGAACAGAGUUGGUCGACAUCCUAAUGUCGUCCCUCUGCUUGCUUACUAUUUUUCCAAGGAUGAGAAGCUUCUCGUUUACGAAUACAUGCCCGCAAGCAGUCUCUCUGCAGCUUUGCACGGUAACAAGGGCAUUGGACGAACUCCACUGGAUUGGGACACCAGGCUAAACAUUGCACUUGGAGCUGCAAGGGGGCUAGCCCACAUCCACUCAGAGGGUGGUGCUAAACACACUCAUGGAAACAUAAAAUCCUCAAACAUACUCCUAAAUGCAAGUCUUGAUGGUUGUGUUUCCGACUUCGGCUUGAGUCCCAUGAUGAACUACAUACCCAUCAAAUACCGAGUUGCUGGUUACCGAGCUCCAGAAGUGAUUGAAACACGAAAAGUGAGCCAAAAAGCAGAUGUAUACAGUUUUGGUGUCGUCCUACUUGAGAUGCUUACUGGAAAAUCUCCCAUCCAAUACACGGGGUACGAUGAUGUUGUUGAUCUACCGAGGUGGGUCCGCUCCGUUGUUCGGGAGGAGUGGACGGCCGAAGUAUUCGACGUGGAGCUAAUGAAGUACCAGAACAUUGAAGAAGAGAUGGUGCAGAUGCUGCAGAUUGCUCUGGCCUGUGUGGCAAAGGUGCCGGAUAUGAGGCCGAGUAUGGAUGAGGUUGUCCGGAUGAUUGAGGAUAUUCGACAAUCUGAACUUGAGAACAGGCCGUCGUCUGAGGAUAACAGGUCAAAGGAUUCCAGUGUGCAGACACCUUGAUUUAUUCUAAGAAUUUAUGGAUUCUUGGGAUGAAUUGCCAGGUUUUAGGCUUGGCUUCUACUUCCAAUGUGGUUUUAUUUAUCUUUAAGGCCAUGAAAGGAGUGCUAUUAUUUUCCUUGUAUUUAAAGAACAUUCUUCUUCAUGAAAGGGCCCUAUUCAGGCAGAGGUAGUUUUGAGCAGUAGAAUGAUGUUAAUAAGAGCAUCCUUACAACCUUGAAGUCUAAGAUUUAAAGAAGUUAGUUG
Messenger RNA from Sesamum indicum (sesame), 2493 nucleotides. Its product is annotated as putative inactive receptor kinase At5g58300. Lineage: Eukaryota; Viridiplantae; Streptophyta; Magnoliopsida; Lamiales; Pedaliaceae. Gene Ontology annotation, molecular function: ATP binding; protein kinase activity; protein binding. The record is from RefSeq and is a predicted model, not a curated record. Gene Ontology annotation, biological process: protein phosphorylation.